Molecule: messenger RNA, 2760 nt
Organism: Penicillium oxalicum
Lineage: Eukaryota; Fungi; Ascomycota; Eurotiomycetes; Eurotiales; Aspergillaceae
Gene: chsA
Product: chitin synthase I
Exons: 4
Coding region: 1-2760 (919 amino acids)
Cellular component (GO): cell septum; cell periphery
Molecular function (GO): chitin synthase activity
Source: RefSeq, a predicted model, not a curated record
AUGCCGAUUUCAGAUCCCUUUGGGGACGAGCAUCGCUCACCGGUCAAUCCUCCUCCCGUGAGCCAUUAUGAUAGUCGCACACCAUCUCCUGGCCGACCGUUGGAUAGCUAUCAACUUCAUGACAACCCUUAUGGCCCUCCGGGCCAUUUACCAAUGCCAUCAAGCGAUCGUCUGGCGGAGCAGCCCACAUACUCUGUCGAAAACGUUCAUAACUCAUACGGCCACCACGAGGCUUACGAAUCACAUGCUGGUGCACAACCCUACGGAUACUCCCAACAUUAUACCGUCGACCCAGAAGCCCACCACGACGCUUACUACACACAGCCUUACGAACCAACCCCGACUCCUCACGACGACUAUGAUCUAGGCCAGUACCCCGAGGGGGGUCAAACCCCAUACGACGAUAAUGCGCCCAUGCUGCAGGUCGAGAAUCCGUUUGGGCCGAAUCCCUAUGAGGCAGAAUAUCAGGACGAGCCACAGCCGACACCCAGUCCGGCGCCAAUCAAGCGAUGGAAGACAGUGAAGGAAGUGCAGCUGUUCAACGGCAACCUCGUACUCGACUGUCCCAUCGCUCCCAAGCUGCUGAGCCAAGUCCCCCACGCAGAGCCGCCCGGUCGUGACGAGUUCACCCACAUGCGGUACUCGGCUGCCACUUGCGACCCGGCGGACUUUUUCGAAGAGCGAUUCACACUCCGGCAGAAGCUGUUCGCGAAACCUCGUCAUACCGAGCUCUUCAUCGUGGUGACCAUGUACAAUGAGGAUGACUUUUUGUUUGCCCGCACCAUGUCCGGCGUGUUCAAGAAUAUCGAUCACAUGUGCUCCCGCACGAGUAGCAAAACAUGGGGCAAGGACGCUUGGAAGAAGAUCGUCGUGUGUGUGAUCAGCGAUGGUCGUGCCAAGAUCAAUCCUCGCACUCGCGCGGUGCUGGCUGGAUUAGGUGUCUACCAGGACGGUAUUGCCAAGCAGCAGGUCAACGGGAAGGACGUAACGGCGCAUAUUUACGAGUACACCACUCAGGUCGGGUUAGAAGUGAAAGGAACACAGGUCCACCUGAAGCCGCGGUCAGGUCCUCCCGUUCAGAUGAUUUUCUGUCUGAAGGAGAAGAAUCAGAAAAAGAUCAAUUCGCAUCGUUGGUUCUUCCAGGCCUUUGGUCGGGUGCUCGAUCCAAACAUUUGCGUCCUGCUGGAUGCGGGUACCAAGCCCGGCAGGGACUCCAUCUACCAUCUCUGGAAGGCAUUCGACGUGGAACCCAUGUGCGGUGGUGCCUGUGGAGAAAUCAAGGUCAUGUUGUCGCAUGGAAAAAAGCUGCUCAAUCCGCUUGUGGCUGGACAAAACUUCGAGUACAAGCUGAGCAACAUUCUCGACAAACCGUUGGAGUCUGCAUUUGGCUUCAUCAGUGUGUUGCCCGGUGCUUUCUCGGCCUAUCGGUUUGUUGCGCUUCAGAAUGACAAAAACGGACAAGGCCCGCUGGAGCGCUACUUUUUGGGAGAGAAAAUGCACGGUGCCAAUGCCGGUAUCUUCACAGCCAACAUGUAUCUGGCCGAGGACCGUAUUCUCUGCUUCGAAAUUGUCUCGAAACGCAAAUGUCGCUGGCUGCUGCAGUACGUCAAGUCGUCCACAGGCGAAACUGAUGUGCCAGAUCGCAUGGCCGAGUUUAUCCUUCAACGACGCCGUUGGCUUAAUGGCAGUUUCUUCGCUGCCGUCUACGCCAUUGCCCACUUUUAUCAGAUCUUCCGCAGCGACCACAGCUUCCUCCGCAAGUUUAUGCUCAUGAUUGAAUUCAUCUAUCAGACCAUUGCCAUGAUCUUUGCCUGGUUCGGCAUUGGCAAUUUCUUCCUCGUCUUCCACAUCCUUACGACCUAUCUGGGCAGCGAUGAACUCCUGGGAACUGCUGGCAAAGUCCUGGGUAUUGUCUUUGAAUGGCUCUACCUUGCCACUCUGGUCACCUGCUUCGUGCUUGCGCUGGGCAACCGGCCCGGCGGUUCCAACAAGUUCUACAUGACCAUGGUGUACUUUUGGAUCUUUAUCAUGCUAUACUUGUCGUUUGCCGCAAUCUUCGUUACGGUGAAAUCCAUCCAGAAGGAGGCCGCAUCAGACAGUUUCUCCGUCAGCGAGUUGUUUACCAACAAAACCUUCUUCUCGAUCAUCGUCUCCCUCGGCUCGACGUACGUGAUGUGGUUUGUCGCGUCGUUCAUCUUCCUGGAUCCAUGGCACAUGUUCACCUCGUUCAUUCAAUACAUCCUCCUGACCCCAACAUACAUCAAUGUGCUCAACAUCUACGCCUUCUGCAAUACCCAUGAUAUCACAUGGGGCACCAAGGGUGAUGACAAGGCCGAGAAAUUGCCUUCUGCGACGCUGAAACCCGGCGGCAAAGUCGACGUCAACAUCCCCCAGGACGAUGGGGAUCUGAAUGCCCAGUACGAGGCCGAACUGGCCAAAUUUGCCAGCAAGCCUCCCAAGGAAGUUCACGCCGUCUCGGAGGAAGACCGUCAAGCCGAUUAUUACAAGGGAUUCCGCAGUGCGGUCGUUUUGGCCUGGGUGUUUUGUAAUUUUGCCCUCGGAGCCGUGGUCCUGAGUGCCGCCGGCCUGGAAACCUUUGACAACUCCACCAAGACCAGCAGCACCAACCAGGACUUUACCCAGAGUCAGCGAUCUCUGAUCUACAUGGAAGUCGUUCUCUGGUCGGUUGCGGGUCUGUCCCUGUUCAAGUUCAUGGGCGCAAUGUGGUUUUUGGUCGUUCGUAUGUUCCGUGGCGUUUGA